AUGUUCCCUGUCCUCCGGAUUUGUAGGGGCACUACCAGUGUGCAAUACUACUCGGAGUCUGCUGGUGGACUCCUGCGGACCGUCAUUCACACAAACUCUCCUAACUCUGACGUCCAAGAGUUUAUACUAUCGUCUCUUGUAACGGAAAGCAGUAGUGCCGAAGUAUCAAGUGAACAAGUACUAGCAACCCACCCAGGACCCAAGCGACCAUCUACCGUCGAACGUUCCGAUAUUGUUCGGUCUGACGACGACACGAUCAUAGGAGCGCCCUUUGUGUGUCACUUCCCCUCCCAACCCCUGCUCACGUCGAGACUCUGUCAUGUCUUCAUCGAGGACAACCGGGACCUCCCUGAUGCCCUCGAGAGCAAGAUAGUCCAUUGGAAUGUCGACCUCGAUGACGAAAACGCGGACCUCGAAGAGUAUCACGCUGCAUUGGCUCACCUCGUCGAAGACCACAUCAUACCUCGCCUGACUGACUUACCUCCCUCCUCCCUCCUGUUCGCGCCACGCGAUCCUACAUUCAUCGCGUCCACCGUCGAAAGGGCAGACGGGCGGGUCAUUCGACUCCGAGCUGGCUUGCCGGACAGCCUACAAGAAAUCGAGGCCGCAUGCCUACGGCGCAUCAAGAAUCAUGCCGCCACCAGACUGGAGUCUGUUGUCGACUUCCCCGUCCACGACAUCGGCAGGGUUCUCGUGCUCAAUCCACUCGAUGCAUGGAGCAGAAGCAUCGCGCGCGUAUUGCUUCCCGACCAAACUAUCGGUGUCAUGCAAUGGAUACCCACCGCAUCCGCGCUCCUCUCUCCAGGAUUCACCGCCGUGAUGGAGGCAGGUACCCUACGCGAGAUGGAGCUGUUGCGUACCAUUCCUCCACAUCCGCAUAUCAUCGGUCCUCCGAUUGCGUACAUCUCUCGCGAAUUCGGGGGCGCGACGCUCAUCUGCGGCUUCGUCUCCAAGUUUCUCCCUGGAGGUAACUUGUGGGAGGUGCUCGAGGCCGGACCGGUUGCGCUACCCCGGCGAAUCAAAUGGGCGUACCAGGCAACAACGGCGCUCGUGCACGUCCACCACACCGCCCACACGUAUCACGGCGACGUCAAGCUCGAAAACAUCAUGCUCGACGGGAACGACUACGCGAUUCUCAUCGACUUCGAGCAGGGACGCGCGAACGAGGAGGCAGCAGCCCCUGAAGUCCACGCCGGAGGUAGCGUCACCGAGCUCCUGAGGCACAGGGCGUACCCGUACGACGAAUGGCUACACGUCCCACGCGCCAUCGAGGCGGCGGAGGUGCACGCGCUCGGGGUUGCGCUCUCGAAACUGUUCGAGGAGGACGAGGUGCCCUCCGAUAUCGUCCAGAAGUGCAAAGCGGGCGACCCUAACGAGCGCCCGACCUUGAAGACUAUCUACCAAUACUUCGACUACUGGCACGCGUCCAAGACGGCGACUAAGUAG
Molecule: messenger RNA, 1446 nt
Organism: Trametes versicolor FP-101664 SS1
Lineage: Eukaryota; Fungi; Basidiomycota; Agaricomycetes; Polyporales; Polyporaceae
Product: kinase-like protein
Exons: 5
Coding region: 1-1446 (481 amino acids)
Biological process (GO): protein phosphorylation
Molecular function (GO): protein kinase activity; ATP binding
Source: RefSeq, a predicted model, not a curated record